Messenger RNA from Vitis vinifera (wine grape), 1505 nucleotides. Its product is annotated as 3-oxoacyl-[acyl-carrier-protein] reductase 4. The record is from RefSeq and is a predicted model, not a curated record. Bases 198 to 1181 code for a protein of 327 amino acids. Lineage: Eukaryota; Viridiplantae; Streptophyta; Magnoliopsida; Vitales; Vitaceae. The transcript has 11 exons. Gene Ontology annotation, biological process: fatty acid biosynthetic process. Gene Ontology annotation, molecular function: 3-oxoacyl-[acyl-carrier-protein] reductase (NADPH) activity; NAD binding.
UUUUCAUAUGGCAAAAGCGCCCAAGUAUUAUCCCGGCGAGGAACAAGUGUAACCUACUUCCAAACACCGGCUUAGCUUUCGCCGCUGCUCUCACUCUCGCAUCUCGAUCGACCAUAGGAGGCCUUCUCUGUCUGGCAACGUCUCUUGGCUCUCUCUCUUCUUCCGUCGUCGCCGUGCGGACACUAUCCACAGCUUCAAUGGCUGUUACUUUUACCGGAUCUACUUCUAUAGCUUCCGCUCCAGCGAAAAUUGGACCGAUUUUCAGGCAAAUCGCUCAUUUCCGUCGAGGACGGUCCCUGGUUUCCGCCGGACCUCGAUCGGCUCAGUUCUGUCCAAGCGUAGGGUUUCAGUGUCGAUGGAGCAAUUCCUCUGCUUUGCCUGCUGGUGUUAAAGCUCAGGUUGCAGCUGUUGAACAAGCAAGUGUUGAUUCCACACAGAAUGUUGAAGCUCCUGUUGUUGUUAUCACCGGUGCUUCUAGAGGAAUUGGCAAAGCAAUUGCACUGGCUCUGGGCAAAGCGGGUUGUAAGGUCUUGGUGAACUAUGCAAGGUCAUCAAAGGAUGCUGAAGAAGUUUCCAAACAGAUUGAGGAAUUUGGUGGGCAAGCUCUUACUUUUGGGGGUGAUGUUUCCAAGGAGGAAGAUGUAGAAUCAAUGAUUAAAACCGUGGUUGAUGCAUGGGGAACCAUUGAUAUACUGAUAAACAAUGCAGGAAUUACACGGGAUGGCUUGAUGAUGAGAAUGAAAAAACCCCAAUGGCAGGAGGUUAUUGAUUUGAAUCUCACAGGUGUAUUUCUCUGCACACAGGCUGCAUCCAAAAUUAUGAUGAAAAAAAGAAAGGGAAGAAUUAUCAACAUAUCCUCUGUUGUUGGCCUGGUUGGCAAUGUUGGACAAGCCAAUUACAGUGCUGCAAAGGCAGGGGUAAUUGGCUUAACAAAAAGUGUUGCAAAGGAAUAUGCAAGCAGGAAUAUUAAUGUUAAUGCCGUGGCUCCUGGAUUCAUAGCAUCUGAUAUGACUGCCAAGCUUGGGGAAGACAUUGAAAAGAAAAUCUUGGGUACCAUUCCCCUAGGACGAUAUGGCCAACCUGAGGAAGUUGCUGGACUGGUAGAAUUCUUAGCACUGAAUCCUGCUGCCAGCUACAUUACCGGACAGGUGUUUACCAUUGAUGGGGGGAUGGUGAUGUAGGAGGCUUGAGAAUCCUCCAUCUUUUACUGUCUCCAUCCUGAAAACUUGCUGGUCUUCAUAUCUGUGCCAGUCCAAGCUCCUUCUGUGGUUUUAUAAGGUGCAUAAACUUCACCUUGCUGGAAAUGCAGAGUGUCCAUAAGGUUGUAGUCAGCUAGCAAUCUUUAAGACUCAAGAAUAGGAAGAUUUAGCCAUUUUUGUUAAUUUUGAGGCACUUCACUUUCUCUGGACCGUUGUAAGCAAGAAAAAUAACCAAAAAUCUAAGGAUAAAAAAAAGCGGACAGCGCUGCCUUCCUGGUUACCGACUAGGAAGUCUUACUUGUUUUA